This is a messenger RNA of Xiphophorus maculatus (southern platyfish), 5803 nucleotides long. It is a transcript of the gene synj1, whose product is annotated as synaptojanin 1. Gene Ontology annotation, molecular function: phosphatidylinositol-4,5-bisphosphate 5-phosphatase activity; nucleic acid binding. The coding region runs from base 207 to 5180 and encodes 1657 amino acids. The record is from RefSeq and is a predicted model, not a curated record. NCBI's taxonomy places the organism in Eukaryota, Metazoa, Chordata, Actinopteri, Cyprinodontiformes, Poeciliidae. The transcript is spliced from 31 exons. Gene Ontology annotation, biological process: phosphatidylinositol dephosphorylation; synaptic vesicle endocytosis.
AGUACUUCAAGUUUUGUUGCAAUAAAGGCACUUCCGUCAUAUAUGGUUUUAGAAGUAUUACGGUAACGUGAGGCAGGGUGUGCUUUACUUUACGUCCGAAUGUACCACUCCGCCAACACACCGGGAAGGAUUUUGUUGUGACAGCGGUGCAGCGACCCGGCGGGGAGACGGUAAUAAGAUAGGAUUUUUUUCAUCUAGGAUCAGCUAUGGCCUUCAGCAAAGGAUACCGUAUUUACCACAAGCUGGAUCCACCACCUUACAGUGUCAUAGUGGAAACGAGGGCGAGGGAAGAAUGCCUCAUGUUUGAAUCAGGAGCUGUUGCCGUUUUGUCGGCGGCGGAAAAGGAUGCCAUUAAAAGUACUUAUACCAGGAUCUUUGAUGCAUAUGGAAUCCUUGGUGUUCUCCGGCUAAACCUGGGGGACUCCAUGCUCCACAGUCUCGUGGUUGUGACAGGGUGCAGCUCUGUGGGGAAGGUGCAGGAUUCAGAGGUCUUCAGGGUCACGCAGACAGACUUUAUAUCGCUGAAGAACGAUCCAGGUGAUGAGGACCGGAUUUCCGAGGUGCGCAAGGUCCUGAACUCAGGACACUUCUACUUUGCCUGGUCUGCUACUGGAAUCAGCAUGGAUCUAAGUCUCAAUGCGCAUCGCAGGAUCCUGGAAGAUACUACAGACAACCGCUUCUUUUGGAACCAGUCUCUGCACUUGCACCUUAAACACUAUGGAGUAAACUGUGAUGACUGGCUGCUGAGGCUGAUGUGUGGCGGCGUAGAGAUCAGGACCAUCUAUGCCGGCCACAAACAGGCCAAGGCUUGCAUCUUUUCUCGCCUCAGCUCGGAGCGAGCCGGCACGAGAUUUAAUGUGCGAGGAACAAACGAUGACGGACAGGUGGCCAACUUUGUGGAGACUGAACAGGUUAUCUUCCUAGAUGAUAAAGUCUCAUCAUUCAUCCAGAUCCGAGGGUCCAUUCCUCUUUUCUGGGAACAGCCAGGAAUCCAGAAAAAGUCCAUUAAGGGUGUUUUGUUGCACCUCAAUGAGAAUCGACACCCUAAUGGACUGGAUGAAAACCCCCACCUGGUGGGGUCCCAUCGUGUCAAACUCUCAAGGGGAUUUGAGGCAAAUGCACCAGCUUUUGAAAGACACUUCACUGCACUGCGAAGGUUGUAUGGAAAGCAGGUGAUCAUCAACUUGCUUGGAAGCAAAGAAGGGGAACAUAUGCUCAGCAAAGCAUUUCAGAGCCACCUGAAGGCUUCAGAACAUGCCACAGCAGUGAGAAUGGUUAACUUUGACUAUCAUCAAAAUGUGCGGGGUGGCAAGACUGAUAAACUCAGCAGUGUUCUGAAACCACAGCUGAAUAAAUUCAUAGACGAGUGUGGGUUCUUCUAUUACUCCGGGGAAAAAGGCAUUAUAAGGACUCAGGGAGGGACCAUCAGGAGUAACUGCCUGGACUGUUUGGAUAGAACCAACAGUGUUCAAGCCUUCUUUGCACUUGAGAUGCUGCCCAGACAGUUAGAACAAAUGGGUCUGACAGAGAAACCACAGCUUGUGGCCCGGUUCCAGGAGGUUUUCAGGACCAUGUGGUCUGCUAAUGGGGACUCCGUCAGUAAGAUUUAUGCAGGAACCGGAGCCCUGGAUGGAAAGGCCAAGGCUGGAAAGCUCAAAGAUGGAGCUCGCUCUGUGACACGGACCAUCCAGAACAACUUCUUCGACAGCUCCAAGCAGGAGGCGAUAGACAUCUUGAGGCUGGGAUCCACGCUUAACAGUGAUUUAGCAGACAAAGCUCGAGCCUUGCUCACCACUUCCAGUCUUUACGUCACUGAGCCUGUCUUACAAUCAGCCUCUCCAAGAGUGUUGCUAGGAAUGUGUCAGAGUCACCAUAAAUACACAAAGCCCAAGCAAAUUCGGGUCUGUGUCGGCACCUGGAACGUCAACGGGGGCAAGCAGUUUCGCAGCAUUGCAUUUCGCAACCAGACACUGAACGACUGGCUGCUGGAUGCUCCAAAAAAGGCAGGACAUCCCGAGUUCCAGGACAGCAAAGCCAACCCCAUAGAUAUCUUUGCCAUUGGCUUUGAAGAAAUGGUUGAACUGAAUGCUGGGAACAUUGUCAGUGCCAGCACUACUAACCAGAAACUGUGGGCUGCUGAGCUCCAAAAAAACAUUUCAAGGGACCACAAGUAUGUGCUGCUUGCUUCUGAGCAGCUGGUGGGAGUGUGCCUGUUUGUUUUUAUCCGUCCUCAGCAUGCACACUUCAUCAGAGAUGUUGCUGUAGAUACAGUGAAAACCGGAAUGGGCGGGGCCACCGGUAAUAAGGGAGGUGUCGCCAUCCGCCUGCUGUUCCACACCACCAGCAUCUGCUUCGUCUGCUCCCACUUCGCUGCCGGCCAGUCUCAGGUUAAAGAGAGGAAUGACGACUACAAUGAGAUCACUCGCAGACUCAGUUUCCCAAUGGGUCGUCUGCUGUAUUCACACGAUUAUGUGUUCUGGUGCGGAGACUUUAACUACCGAAUCAAUCUGCCCAACGAGGAAGUGAAGGAGCUCAUCAAGCAGCAGAACUGGGAUGCUUUAACAGCUGGUGAUCAGUUGUUGGAACAGAAGAACACAGGAAUGAUCUUCCGAGGUUUCAUUGAGGGAAACCUGGAUUUUGCCCCCACCUACAAGUAUGACCUCUUCUCAGAAGAUUAUGACACAAGCGAGAAGUGCCGCACACCAGCAUGGACAGACCGCAUACUUUGGAAAAGGAGAAAGUGGAACUUUAACAGAACAGCUGAGGAGAUGAACGUUGUAGGUGCGGCCUCUACAUCUGGAGAUGCUGAGGAUAAUCCAGAACAGGCCUGGAGCCCUGGGACUUUAAAGUACUAUGGCAGGGCUGAGCUCAAGACCUCAGAUCACAGGCCUGUGGUAGCAAUAAUAGAUGUGGACAUCCUGGAGGUGGAUCCUGAGGAACGACAUCAGGUCUACAAAGAUGUUAUUGCCCUGCAGGGGCCUCCAGAUGGCACCAUCUUGGUGUCCCUCUGCUCCUCAGGGCCUGAUGACUAUUUUAGUGAUGAACUCAUUGAUGAGCUGCUUGAUAAGUUUGCUAAUUUUGGAGAAGUCAUCCUCAUCAGGUUUGUUGAGGAGAAAAUGUGGGUAACCUUCUUGGAAGGUUACUCUGCUCUGGCUGCACUCUCUCUCAGUGGUUCCUCUGUCCUGGACAAGGUGAUUGACAUCCGCCUGAGGAGUCCAGGGUGGAUCAAGAGUCUGGAGGAGGAAAUGAGUGUGGAAAGGAUCUGCGGCAGCAUUCCCACUUCAGCUAGUUCGACCUUGCUUGCUGAAGACGUGGACGUGGGUGAUGAAGAUUAUGAUAUGGAAGGUGAUGUGGAUGAUGAGGUGGAAGACAUUCUUCCCCAGCACCUGCAGCCUGGAGCAGGCUCUUCUCUUGGAUCCUCACCUCUGCCGUCCCCACGCGGUAGUCCCUGUCCCUCUCCUACUCAUGGAGAACCCGCUGCUCCCAAUAGACCAAGUCGUGGACAACAACCCCUUCGACCAUCACAAGGGCCUCCUGUAGACUUCCAGCCUGGUGCUCCCACAGGUCCAGGCCUGGAGCCCAAGCGGCCUCCUCCACCUCGGCCCAACGCUCGUCCAGCUAGACCAGCUCCACCUCAACGCCCACCACCACCUUCAGGACCAAAGAGCCCUGCUCUUCCUCGGCCAGAUGCUCCUGCAGGUCGAGGUCAGGCAGGAGCUCCAGCACCUGGAGGAGCUUCCAGACCAAAUCUUCCUCCUCGAGCUGGAGUGAUCAGCAUGCCCCCUCAGUCUCGCCCUCAGCCUCCAUCUCACCCGGGUGCACCGCGGCCCACUCCUGAUGUGCAUCCUGGAGCCCCUCGGCCUAUCCCGGACACUCACCCCGGAGCCCCACGGCCGGUGCCCAGUGCACAAGUUAAACCACCAGACCUUCCCCUGGGUCCCCCACCAUCAGGACCGCCCCCCACAACAAAAGCCCAGACUCAGUCACCCAUGCAGCCUCAGCCAGCUCCCCCAUCUGCUCAGUCGCAGCUGCCACCACCAUUGCAGCCCUCACUUCCUGCUCCUCUGCAACCACAAGCAGCGCCGCCUGCUGCAUCUACCCCACCUGCUGCAGUGUGUCCUGGGCUUCAGCAGGGCCUAUCCUCUCCUAAGCCUCCACCACGCUCCCGAUCUUCUCAUGCUUUGCCACCUGAUGCUGCCAAGGCUGAGUCUGCCCCAGCUGCACAGACCAACGGACUAAAUGGAUUCCAAAGAGAAGCACAAUGGAAGCCUGAUCCCUUUGACUCUCUUACAUCCAACAUGUUCUCGUCUUCAUCAUCAUCCAGGCACACCACCCAGUCCCUAAACAGAGGCUCCUCUCUGCACUCUCCACCCUCUGUUCCUCUAUCUGUACAUUCCUCCUCUACUCUCCCCUCGUCCUUGUCCUUCGUUUUGUCAGACCUCCAAUCCCUGAGCUCAUCCUCCUCAUCCUCAUUCUCCACCCCGUCACCGUCAGCCACCCUGCUGCUUCCGCCUCCUCCGACCCCGUCUCGCAGCCGCUCCCAGGAGAUCCUGCGUGCUUCCCCGAAUCUUUUCCAGUCUGAGCCGCUCCCUGCCCGACCCAGCAGCACCAAUCCCUUCACAGGACCCCUGGUCAAGCAACCGCUGCCACAUCGUUCCCUUACCCCAGACUUCAGCCUCCAGCAUCCAACCCAAACGGCUGACUUUCAGAGGACUCUGUCUGCUCUUUCUCAACCACUUGUCCCCACCCUUGCAGCCGCACCGUCCUCCCAGCACAGUCAGACCGUGUCUUUGUUCGGACCGUCAUCCAGUCCCCCUCCUACUCAAGCUUCUCUGCUUCCUAUUGAUCCGUCUCCUGCCCUCACUUUACCGCUGGCGCUGCCCUCUUCCCUUCCUCCCGCUUUCGCGCCUCGGAGCCAGCCGCCGCCUCCCUCAAGAGGGAACCAACAGAAGCAGUGGGUCACUUUUGAUGAUGAUUCGAAGUUUUCCACAGCAACCAAAACACAACAGAACCCCAUGUUCUUGUCCAGUUCCUUUGUGCCCCAAACUCAAACUCAGUCAACCCGCUCUGUGUUUGACUCCGAGCCUGAGUGGUUAUCCACUCACAUCCCAAACAGAACUGUAACCGGUAACCUGAACCCCCCACAGGGUCCCACCAACAAUGGCUUUUUUCCUAGGUAGUCAGCAGUGGAAAAAAAAAAAAAAAACAUAAUGCCACCCCUCAGAUGUAAGAGGUUUAUCCAUAUAUGUAUAGAUCUAUGAUAAAUGAGUAAAUGUGUUUAUGUAAAAAGAAGAGACAAUAUUUAAGAAUUAUAGACCAAACCCUUCAGUUACAGGAAAGAGUUUAUAUCUCAAAGCAGUAUCAUGAGAAACACGCCCAGCUGCGUGUUUUAACGUUUAAGCUUCUCUGAUAUUAAAGGGGCAGUAUUAUGUAAAAUUGACUUUUUUGAGCUUUACAUCAUGUUAUAAUGCUACUUUCUCAUCAAAAACAUACCUGGGGUGUUGCUUUGAUUCUUUCAUGCAUGUUUGAGAAAUCUAUUAAUCUCCCAUGGCAACCAUUCAACUGUCCAUGAUGCUUGCUUUCACUCAGCGUUGUCUUUUCCAUGGAGCUCAGUCUUCAAGCCCAGUCUCCACAGUGCACCCCUCUCCCACACCUUUGCCACUCAGUUCCUUCAGACUAGUGGCAGCAACAAUUAGCAAACACCUGGCAGAUCUGUACAUGUGCUGGCUUAUUAUAUGAGCUAUUUAUCAGUGAAACACUGGUAAAAAAAAAAAAAAAGUUAAAGACUUAAUUGAGUUGUUGU